AUGGCUGUUGGUCCGCGGUGGCUCAGGCCAGACCAAGAGUUUGAGGCAGAACACAGACCCUGUGUGGAAACUCUUAUUUUGACACAGUGACACACCACGCCCCCCUCCCCCUUCCUGCUAACUGUGUCCAAUCAGGAUUUUGGACUCCUGCAUAAUUAGGUCAGUAACUUCUCUUACCUGUGGAGAGAACUAGAUGGGAGGGUAAGGUGGGCAGACUCUGGCCUGGCCCAGAAAAAGGACCUCCUGCAACCACAAUAAAGUGGCAUUUAUUUCACAUAGGAAGGAAAACAAUGGACAAUCCUGUCUCUCAGUUGUGUAAAGGCUUAUUUCUGGUACAGUCUGGCCCCUGGCGUGGAGUAGCUUCUCAGCUUCUGAUGAGUGUACAUUUUGGACUUAGCUCCGGCACGUAAUGACUCAGAAAUGCAGAUUUCUGUAAUUGGCUGAUGUUUACUUCACCUCCAGGGUGAAACACACUAAUUUAACUGGACAUGCCGAGAAGGUGGGGAUUGAAAAUUUUGAGCUCCUCAAAGUCCUAGGAACCGGAGCUUAUGGAAAAGUAUUUCUGGUUCGUAAAAUCAGCGGUCACGAUGCUGGCAAGCUGUACGCCAUGAAAGUCUUGAAGAAGGCCACAAUAGUGCAAAAGGCCAAAACCACAGAGCACACAAGGACCGAGCGGCAAGUCCUGGAGCACAUCAGGCAAUCACCGUUCUUGGUGACCCUGCACUAUGCUUUCCAGACAGAAACCAAACUUCAUCUCAUUUUAGAUUAUAUAAAUGGUGGAGAACUUUUUACUCAUCUUUCUCAAAGAGAGCGUUUCACAGAGCACGAGGUACGGAUCUAUGUUGGAGAGAUCGUGCUUGCCCUCGAACAUCUCCACAAGUUGGGAAUUAUAUACCGUGACAUUAAGCUUGAGAACAUUCUACUUGAUUCUAAUGGCCACGUGGUGCUGACAGAUUUUGGUCUGAGUAAGGAGUUUGUGGCUGAAGAAGCUGAAAGAGCAUAUUCCUUUUGUGGGACUAUUGAAUACAUGGCUCCGGAUAUUGUCAGAGGGGGAGAUUCAGGCCAUGACAAGGCAGUUGACUGGUGGAGUUUAGGUGUUCUCAUGUAUGAAUUACUAACUGGAGCAUCUCCUUUCACUGUCGAUGGGGAGAAGAAUUCCCAAGCUGAGAUAUCUCGGAGAAUAUUAAAAAGUGAGCCUCCAUAUCCUCAAGAAAUGAGUGCUUUAGCUAAAGACCUAAUUCAGCGUCUUUUGAUGAAAGAUCCCAAGAAAAGAUUGGGAUGUGGCCCACGUGAUGCGGAUGAAAUCAAAGAACAUCUCUUUUUUCAGAAAAUAAAUUGGGAUGAUUUAGCCGCCAAAAAAGUGCCCGCGCCAUUUAAGCCUGUCAUCCGAGACGAAUUAGACGUGAGUAACUUUGCGGAAGAGUUCACAGAGAUGGACCCCACCUACUCCCCCGCAGCGGUGCCCCAGAGCUCAGAGAGGCUGUUCCAGGGCUAUUCCUUCGUUGCUCCUUCCAUUCUGUUCAAGCGUAAUGCAGCUGUCAUAGACCCUCUUCAGUUUCACAUGGGAGUUGAACGUCCUGGGGUGACCAAUGUUGCCAGGAGCGCAAUGAUGAAGGACUCCCCGUUCUAUCAGCACUACGACCUGGAUCUGAAGGACAAGCCGCUGGGAGAGGGAAGUUUUUCAAUUUGUCGAAAGUGCACACACAAAAAAAGUAACCAAGCAUUCGCCGUCAAAAUAAUCAGCAAAAGGAUGGAAGCCAAUACUCAGAAGGAAAUCACAGCUCUGAAGCUCUGUGAAGGACACCCCAAUAUCGUGAGGCUGCACGAAGUUUUUCACGAUCAGCUUCACACGUUCCUGGUGAUGGAACUUCUGAACGGGGGAGAGCUGUUUGAACGCAUUAAGAAAAAGAAACACUUCAGUGAGACGGAAGCCAGCUACAUCAUGCGGAAGCUCGUUUCGGCCGUGAGCCACAUGCAUGAUGUGGGCGUGGUGCACCGGGACCUGAAGCCAGAGAAUUUAUUGUUCACUGAUGAAAAUGACAAUUUGGAAAUCAAAGUAAUCGAUUUUGGGUUUGCACGAUUAAAGCCACCUGAUAACCAGCCUCUCAAGACGCCCUGCUUCACCCUGCACUAUGCAGCCCCCGAGCUCUUGAAUCAUAACGGCUAUGACGAGUCCUGUGACCUCUGGAGCCUGGGUGUCAUUUUGUAUACAAUGUUGUCAGGGCAAGUUCCAUUCCAAUCUCAUGACAAAAGUUUGACAUGCACCAGUGCGGUGGAAAUCAUGAAGAAAAUUAAAAAGGGAGAUUUCUCCUUUGAAGGAGAAGCCUGGAAGAAUGUAUCCCAAGAAGCUAAAGAUUUGAUCCAAGGACUCCUCACAGUCGAUCCAAAUAAAAGGCUUAAAAUGUCGGGCUUGAGAUACAACGAAUGGCUUCAAGACGGCAGUCAGCUGUCCUCAAAUCCUCUGAUGACUCCAGACAUUCUAGGGUCUUCAGGAGCUGCUGUGCAAACCUGUGUGAAAGCAACCUUCCACGCCUUUAACAAAUACAAGAGAGAGGGCUUUUGCCUUCAGAAUGUCGACAAGGCCCCUUUGGCGAAGAGAAGGAAGAUGAAGAAGACCAGCACCAGUACAGAGACGCGCAGCAGCUCGAGCGAAAGUUCUCACUCGUCCUCCUCUCACUCUCACGGGAAAACCACGCCCACUAAGACCCUGCAGCCCAGCAACCCCGCGGACCCCAGUAACCCGGAUACGCUCUUCCAGUUCUCAGACUGAGUGGUGCGGGGACGGUAGGAAUGUCAUCAGUGACGACCCAUCGCACCUUGAAUGCCCUCAGCGUGUGCCUGAGGUGAUGUCUUACGCUUUUCAAACUGCGUCCUGUUGGUCUUUUUGGAAUCUGCCUCUUAGGGAAUUUUUUUUUCAGAAAAGCCCAGUCGGUUAUCCUUGUCCAAAAGCACUGGACAGAGAAUGUUACUGUGAAUAGAGCACCUGUUAUACUGUUUAGCGACCUAGCAUGAUGCCAACAGGACUGUUCUGGAAAGAGCAAAGGUGUCUGUCUGUAAAUCUAAUUAGGGACCGGGUAGGUUUGAGCGGCUCACGGAAUGAGUCGAGGGUUUUCCAGAUGUCAGCCAGCAAGAGUCACUUGUACUGUGAUGACGAUACCUUUUGCUUUGCCUUGUGGACAGCCUGGGUUUUUAAGAGAUUUGCACCCCUUGAACAGUGAUUUCUCAGAGAAAAAUGUCUGAGGGUCUUCAGAAUGAUACUGUAGUGAAUUGUGUGUGUGGCCAAUGCUUAUUUCUUGAGAGAGGAUUUUAACUUAUUGUCUUUAUUUUAUGGUUACAUCUGAUGGUAACCUGUUAUUAGUAAUCUUUUUCUAAAAAGUAAAAAAAUAAAUAAAAAAAUAAAAGUACAGGAACUUAAGGUCCCAUGCUCUGCAUUUGGGAUCUCUCUGAGAUGCAUGCUAAGCUACUUACGUUUUUAAUUUUGCACUGCUCUUUCCUGGUGAUUUGUUUUCAUGGUUAUUGCAAAAUAAUAAGGUACAGGUCUCUGUUUUAAGUAAUUUUGCACUUUAUAAGAGAAUAUGAAUAAAGCAAACUAUUUUAUAAAGUGCACUGUUUAAAGCAUAUGUACUGCAUUUUUGCCAGUUUUUCCAUUAUCCCCUUUAAAUUUGUUCUCACAUCCCCCUUUCUACCUUGUUUGUGCAAGUGGAAUGGGCAUAAUCAUUAGCCACUUAGGCACCAAUGUGCAGAAAAUCUAAAGGGAAAUUCUAUGAAACACUGUGCUUCACAUUCGUACACUGUGUUGUCUGCAGCGAGGCAUGCCCUCCUGUAGUCGGAUUUUAUGUACAUAGUAUUUUAGAAUCAUGACUAUGAUUUGUCUUGAAAUUUUUCUGUUAAAUUUUAAAUCCAGAAGGCAUAUUUUAUAAACUUAUGCAGAGCACUUUUAAUUGCUCCAAAGUUCCGAAUUCCUAGAGAAAACAAGUGCUAUGUGAUGAAGACAUUUCACUGAAAGUUUGCUGCAUUUUCAAAUAUGAUUAAUUCAUUCCCUAUGCAAAAAAAAAAAAAAAGAAGUGAUAGGAUUUAUAUGCUGUGUUUUCUUUUAAAGCCAUCACACAAAAUGGCAGGACUGAGAGAAGUAAUCUUUGCUAUGUUUACAAGAAUCAUGCUUAAAAGAUGAUGCCCGACCUGUUUAUUUUAUAGUUUUUGUUAAUGACAACUUCUUGAGCAUUGGUUUGGAACUUGGGCAUGAUAUUUAUUUAUCCCUUUCUUAAGAUAAUAGCAGCAUUAAUUUCAACCAGUUAUGAAUACUAAAGAUAUUGCACUCUAUGUAAUGGUAGCAUAUUUAUUACUAAAUCCAUGUAUAUAUUAAUAGCACAGGCAAAAAGUGGCAAAUAUUAAAAUAUUUUCAAAAUAUUA
Messenger RNA from Mustela erminea (ermine), 4410 nucleotides. It is a transcript of the gene RPS6KA5, whose product is annotated as ribosomal protein S6 kinase A5. The coding region runs from base 608 to 2770 and encodes 720 amino acids. NCBI's taxonomy places the organism in Eukaryota, Metazoa, Chordata, Mammalia, Carnivora, Mustelidae. The transcript has 17 exons. Gene Ontology annotation, molecular function: ATP binding; protein serine/threonine kinase activity; magnesium ion binding. The record is from RefSeq and is a predicted model, not a curated record. Gene Ontology annotation, biological process: intracellular signal transduction; regulation of DNA-templated transcription; protein phosphorylation.